AUGUCUCCUCACGCUAUACCCCCCACUAGAGAUCAUAUCUCUCAGGAGAAAGCUUUUCUAGACAAGUUCGCCGUCACGAAGAAUGGCUUUUUGCCAGCCGAAGCCCCCCUCCGGUUUCUACCCGAUCCAUAUUAUGCACCAUGGGAAAAGAUAGUUCACCACCUCCCCGAGUUGCUAAGUUCCGGCACGUUCCAUGAGAAGGUGGACGGAUUGCCCGUACUGGAAAUAGAUAGGCUUGCCAACGAGGCGGAAUGGAGACGGGCCUAUGUGAUUCUCACUUUUUUAACCCACGCCUUUGUAUGGGGAGGAGACAGAGCAAGGGAGCGGCUGCCCCCUGCCAUCUCGAUUCCUCUCCUGCGCGUGUCCAGCCGCCUGGAAUUACCUCCCGUGGCGACCUACGCGGCCCUGAACCUAUGGAACUUUUCCAGCUCGAACCCCAACAUGGACUUCACGGACCUCGGACGCCUCGAAUCUCUCCACACGUUCACCGGCACUCGGGACGAGGCCUGGUUCUACCUUGUAUCGGUGGCCAUGGAAGCCGAAGGCGCCCAUAUCGUGUCAUCCAUGCUCGAAGCCCUCGAGGCCAUCAAGUCCCGAGAUUACGACACCAUCAUCGCGUCGCUCGAGGUAUUGACGGGAAGCAUUCGCAAGAUCGGUGCCCUACUAGAGCGGAUGUACGAGGGCUGCGACCCCAUGGUGUUCUUCUACCAAAUCCGGCCGUUCCUCGCAGGGAGCAAGAACAUGGCGGCAGCUGGUUUGCCCAAGGGCGUGUUCUACGACGAAGGCGACGGACGGGGUUCUUGGCGACAACUCCGCGGCGGGAGCAACGGGCAGAGUUCCCUGAUCCAGUUUCUCGAUAUUGUCCUCGGGGUCGAGCAUGCGUCACAUGGAAACGCCAACAACGCCAACAACGCCAACGACGCCGACGCGCCGGGGAACAACAGCACGAAGGUCACGGCCGGUCCAGGUCUGCAGAAGCCGACCGAGCCGACUUUUCAUCAACAAGUGAGAGAAUACAUGCCCGGACCGCAUCGCCGGUUCCUCGAACAUGUCACCAGACUGGGGAGCAUCCGGGAGCUUUCCAUGCUACCGCACAAGACGCCGGAACAAGACAGACUCCGGGAGACCUACCAGGGAGCCAUCCACGCCUUGACCGAGUUCAGGAAUAAACACCUGCAAAUCGUUACGCGGUAUAUCGUUCUGCCGUCUAAACGGGCCGCCUGCAAUGGUGGGAAGAAGAUGGAAGGGAAGGUAGACCUGGCCAGCGCGUCAGAAUCAUGCAGAGACUCGCAGCAGCUGACAGGGACGGGCGGGACGUCUCUGAUGCCUUUUCUGAAGCAGACACGGGACGAGACAUCACAGGCGGCGGAGUGGGAUAGGGGGAGGUGCAUAUAG
Sodiomyces alkalinus F11 is the source of this 1395-nucleotide messenger RNA. Its product is annotated as indoleamine 2,3-dioxygenase. The transcript is spliced from 2 exons. Gene Ontology annotation, biological process: 'de novo' NAD+ biosynthetic process from L-tryptophan. The record is from RefSeq and is a predicted model, not a curated record. Gene Ontology annotation, cellular component: cytoplasm. Gene Ontology annotation, molecular function: indoleamine 2,3-dioxygenase activity; heme binding; metal ion binding. Lineage: Eukaryota; Fungi; Ascomycota; Sordariomycetes; Glomerellales; Plectosphaerellaceae. Bases 1 to 1395 code for a protein of 464 amino acids.